AUGCUUGCGAAUUGCACAGAGAACGAAAACACAAAGAUAGAGAAAGAAAGAGCAUUAAUUGGAGAAGAAGAAGAAGAAGAGAAAUGUGAGUUUGCAGGUGAGGAAGAAAACAAUUAAUUGGGUGAGUUUUUGUCCUCCUCCAUUAAUGCGCCGAAUGCUGCUCUGCUCUGCUUCCCACUCUUCAUCAUUAAUGGUUUUUGCUCUUGGACUCGCGACUCAAUCCUUUGGGCUGGUAAAUGGCCCAUAUAUGUUUUUCUCGUGGGCCGUAACAAACCGUAA
This is a messenger RNA of Capsella rubella, 279 nucleotides long. RefSeq lists its product as uncharacterized. NCBI's taxonomy places the organism in Eukaryota, Viridiplantae, Streptophyta, Magnoliopsida, Brassicales, Brassicaceae. The record is from RefSeq and is a predicted model, not a curated record.